Molecule: messenger RNA, 1078 nt
Organism: Magallana angulata
Lineage: Eukaryota; Metazoa; Mollusca; Bivalvia; Ostreida; Ostreidae
Exons: 6
Coding region: 1-969 (322 amino acids)
Source: RefSeq, a predicted model, not a curated record
AUGUUUAUUCCAUACGGACAAUCGAUUUGGCAUACCAAUGUCUUCAUUUUGUGGUUUUGCCUCUUGGGUGCAUCUCAAUCUUAUGAAAAUGUUGCUUUACACAAACGUGCAUUCCAACUGAAUCCGUAUGACGGAACAAAUAAAACCUUCGACGCAAGUAAUGCAGUAGAUGGACUCAAGUCUAACUUACAUUGGAAUGGAGGUCAAUGUGCUGUAUCAGCUCUUGGAAAAGAAAUCGCUGCCUGGUGGGUAAACCUCGGCAGUCUCCACAUCAUCCACCACAUCACUGUGUAUUUCAGGACAAAUAAUGACAUUUGGGAUAACAGAAACAACGCAACAGCUUCUGUUCUAGGAUUUUCACUGUAUGUUUCCAACACUUCAGAUAGAUUACAAGGAAAAUUGUGUUUCAAGGAUGAUCACUUUAACAGAAGCACUAUACCUGCUGUUUUUAGCACGAUGUGUUAUGUUUUGGGACAAUAUGUCAUCUAUUACAACGAGAGACUGAAAGGGGUUUCCUAUCCUAGCGAUUAUAAUUCAGAUGCUGAAAAUGAUUUAUGUGAAGUCGAGGUGUAUGGCUGUCCUUUACAAAUAACGCAUUGCGAUGUCUUGGACAAAGUUGAUUGUGUCUGUUUGGCCUGUAAACUUGGUUACCAUGGUGAUCAGUGUGAACGAGCAUCCUCAACUGAUGUCGAAGUUAAAAGCCAGACUCCUGUACUGCAAGGUCUGAUCGGUGGCCUCAGUGUCUCGAUUUUAAUCAUCGUUGUACUUAUUCUCUAUGCUGUACAGACAAGAAUUUCAAUGAGAAGGAACCCUCCAUUAUUGAAUGCAAUAGAAUUAAGGAAUGACGCCAACUCAGCCAACUCAUGUGUUACUGGAAGCAAUUAUACUGUGAAUAGUUACACUGAGUUCGGAUGGUCCAGUAACACUGACCCAUAUUAUACGAUCCAGGAGAUGACAGGUGUAGUUUAGAACUUAUUCUUUAACACAAUCGAAAGUUUUUCAAGUCAUUUGCCCUAAGAAAAAUUAAAAAUGGAAGGAAACUGAAGAAUUAUGAUAAUUUCAGCAAAUAUACAAAAAA